CACCCACUCUGCUCUUUAAACACCAUUUCAACCGGUCCAUGGCGCGGGCCACGAUCAAAUGGCUCUGACAUCAUGGAAAGCGUUCAACUUCUUCGACGUCUCGUCGGUCAAGUUGUCGGAGAGCGCCUCCGUCUUUGGGCCUAAUCUCUCAACCCUCUGCACCGGCUCCGCGAACCUCUUCCUCGGAUCCACCGACGGCGUCAUCCACAUCGUCUCCUCCUCAUUCAAGAUCGUCCGAUCAUUCAAAGCACACGAUGCCGGCUCGAUUACGCAUAUGAAACAAAUAGAUGGAACGUCGCUGUUGGUUACUAUUGCAGAGGAUCUCCUGAAUGAGCCGGUACUGAAGGUCUGGGGUCUCGAUAAGCCCGAGAAGAAGACCGGGGCCCCGCAGUGCUUGUCGACGGUCUCGGUGCAGAAUGCCAAGAGACAGUUUCCGAUAUCUGCCUUCACGGCGCUUAGCGAUCUAUCCCAGGUUGCGGUGGGGUUUGCCAACGGAUCCGUGACGAUUAUUCGCGGUGAUUUGAUUCACGAUCGCGGUGCACGACAACGUAUUGUGUUUGAAUCGGAGGAACCGAUUACCGGACUCGCGACGCAGGACGGACUAACGACGACAGCGCUCUACAUCUCAACGACGAACCGGAUAUUGACGUUGAUCAUCUCUGGGAGAGGGCAGGGCCAGCCAGCUCGGGUCCUGGAAGAUACUGGUUGUGGUCUCGGAUGUAUGGCAAUGGACAAGGAUUCUAGUGAUAUAUUGAUUGCCAGGGAAGAUGCCGUAUACACAUAUGGUUCGCGUGGGCGUGGAUCAAGCUACGCAUUCGAGAGUCCGAAGAACUCGAUCAACAUCUUCAAAGAUUACAUCGCUCUCGUUUGUCCCCCGAGAGCUGGGUCCACAAAGCCAGACUCGCUGGAUAUGGGCAUGAGCCAGACGGACGAGCUCUUCAGUACGACUACUUUCACUUUGCUCGAUACGGACCUGAAAUUCAUCUCCCAUUCUGAGUCACUCUCGUCCUCUGUGAAGCACAUCUUCACCGAGUGGGGUAGUCUAUUCCUUUUGACUACAGAUGGGAAGGUCUACCGUUAUCGGGAAAAGAGUCUCCAGCAGAAACUCGAGAUCCUCUAUCAACGCAACCUUUAUAUCUUGGCUAUCAACCUGGCGCAGAAGACGGACGUCGACUCUAUGCAGCAAAAUGCCAUCUACCGCAGAUACGGUGACUUCCUGUAUCAGAAGGGAGACUACGACACGGCAAUGCAGCAAUAUCUUCGAGCGAUCGACAACACUGAACCAUCACAAGUUAUACGGAAGUAUCUUGACACACAACGUAUUCACAAUCUCAUCGAAUACCUAGAGGAAUUGCACGAUCACGAGAAGGCUACAGUGGACCACACCACAUUACUCCUCAACUGCUACGCGAAGUUAAAGGACACAGAAAAGUUGGACUCGUUCAUCAAGGCUCCUGGAGAGUUGAAGUUUGACUUGGAAACCGCCAUUGCUAUGUGCCGCCAAGGCGGCUACUACGAGCAAGCUGCGUACCUGGCCACUAAAUACGGUGAAAAUGACAUGGUUGUCGAUAUAUUGAUCGAGGAUUCGAAGAAGUACGCUGAGGCUGUGGAGUAUAUCUGGCGACUUGAGCCUCAGAUGGCUUACCACAACCUCAUGAAAUACGCCCGUGUCCUACUGGCCAAUUGCCCCCAACAAACCACUGAGCUCUUCAUAGUCUACUACACCGGAAAGUACCAGCCAAGAACGCAGGUCGAGCCACCUGCCGAGCCCCAAGUACAACCUACCAGUACAUUGCAGAGCCUGGCAGGUUUCCUUCCGCUGGGCCUUAUAAACGUCAGCACAAGUACAACGGAGCAAGUGUCCGAGGCCCCGUCCGUGGCAGAGAAUCAAAUUACCGAAUCGACUCCGGACUAUGUCAUUCCCAAACCCAGGGCAGCAUUCUCUGCAUUCGUGGAUCAUCCACAGGAAUUCAUUACCUUCCUGGAGGAUCUUACGAGCCAACCAAACCUGAAAGAAGAAGAUAAGAUGGACCUAUUUACAACCCUGUUCGAGAUGUAUCUGGACACAGCCAAGCGGCAGAAAGAUACUACUGAGAAGGCGGAGUGGGAGAACAAGGCGAAGAAGCUUAUCGAGGGCAAGGAUAUCCCCAUCUCGACAUCGAACGUCUUGCUGCUGUCCGACCUAUCCGGUUUCCGAGAGGGCUCGACCUUGGUCCGCGAACAAGAAGGUCUUCGGUCUGAUAUCUUUCGUUCGUUUACCGCUGCGAAGGAUACGCAGGGUGCAAUCAAGGCUCUGAAGAAGUACGGCCCCGAGGAACCACGAUUAUACGUGGAUGCCUUGACGUACUUUGCCUCGAGCCCAAAGAUCCUAGAAGAAGCUGGCGAUGAGCUCGAUGCCGUUCUCAAGAAGAUCGAUGACGAGGGCCUCAUGUCGCCACUACAGGUCAUCCAGGCACUAAGCAACAAUGCAGUUGUCACGAUGGGCCGUCUCAAGAAAUAUCUAAGUGACAAUAUUGAGCGAGAACGGAAGGAGAUUUCUUCGAACCGCCGCCUGAUAUCAAGCUACAGCACCGAAACCGAAACCAAAAAACAAGAAAUCGAACAGCUAGGCACCAAACCCGUUGUCUUCCAAGCACGCCGAUGCAUGUCCUGCGGUGGAGGCCUCGAUCUCCCGACAAUCCACUUCCUCUGCAAACACUCCUUCCACCAACGCUGUCUAAACAAGGUCGACGAAGACGCUGAAUGUCCCGUCUGCGCGCCACAGAAUUCCACCAUCAAGGCUAUUCGUAAGCGACAGGUGGAAUCGGCUGAUCAGCAUGAUCUGUUCAAGGGCGAGCUUCAGCGGUCGAAGGACCGGUUCGGGGUUGUUAGUGAGUUCUUUGGGAGGGGGGUUAUGCGGCCGCAGAGUACUAUGGAGUGAUGUGAUGAGUGAUGAUUUGUGUUUCUUUUUGGUGCGCAAUUGAUACCUUUCUGUACUUAGAUAUUUAUGGAUAUACGAGGUGAGGGUAGGUGUUGAACCAAGGAUAGUUGGUCUCAGCCAAAACACCUCAUAGCUUAUAUACACAACGCACAAUGUAUUCCCUCCAAUCAAAUUGCUC
Messenger RNA from Aspergillus glaucus CBS 516.65, 3098 nucleotides. Its product is annotated as tethering complex subunit PEP5. Gene Ontology annotation, biological process: vacuole organization; endosome organization; intracellular protein transport. Gene Ontology annotation, cellular component: HOPS complex; endosome. The transcript is spliced from 8 exons. Gene Ontology annotation, molecular function: protein binding; protein-macromolecule adaptor activity. The coding region runs from base 59 to 2920 and encodes 953 amino acids. The record is from RefSeq and is a predicted model, not a curated record. NCBI's taxonomy places the organism in Eukaryota, Fungi, Ascomycota, Eurotiomycetes, Eurotiales, Aspergillaceae.